UUCUCGAACGUCCACCAACCUCAAUUUCAAUCUCAUCCACAUCUCAAAAUCUCAAAUCAAAAAUCGAAUAUUCGAAUUUCACCGCUUCGAAACCCUUUCUUUAUCGCCAGAAAAUUUUCAAACCCUAAAAUCCCAAUUUCGCUGAUGAUCUUUCCUAAUCGUCAUCAUACCAAACAAUUUUUCGUCAUAUCUGUCUCCGGGAGAGUCGCUUUGACGGGAAACAAGGGUUUUCGCUGCAAUUCUAAUCGGUCAAAUUGGAAUCGUCGGAUCAAUUUGUCAUGAAGUUCCUGGAGUGUUCUGCUUUAGAUCGGCUUAAUGAUUUCUUGGGUAAUUUGAAUCUGGGAGAACGUACUAUCAAAGGAUGCCUUGAAGCUUAUAGUUGCAAACAUGCUGGAUCGGAUAAAAAACUCUCCAUCAGUUUGGAGACAGAGAUUCUUGAUUAUCUUGGGAAAUCAUCCGACACUGAUUCCUCCUCACCAGAUCAAACCUUCUUAACCAGAACCAGCCGAAAGACAUUGGUUUACCUGGUUCUAACCCUGUAUCACAUGUAUCCCGAUUAUGACUUCAGUGCAGUUAAGGCUCACCAGUUUUUCACAGAGGAAUCACGGGACAGCUUUAAGCAGAUUUUUGAUACCUACAUGCAUGAAGCUUCCAAGGAAUGGGCUGAAACUGUUGGGGGUGCUUCUUUGCUGGACACCUUGUUCAAGGCCCUUGAUGAGGUGGUGAAGUUAGUGGAUUGUGAUAUUUACGGUUAUGUCCCUGAUUUUGAAGCAGAUCCAUUACUAGAGAGUGGAGGAACAAUAUGGUCCUUUAAUUUCUUGUUUUACAAUAGAAAGCUUAAGCGGAUUGUAUCUUUUCGAUUCAGUUGUUUUAGUAACUUGAUUGCUGACGGACUGCUUAUUGAUGAUAUACACAAUGAGUACGAUGAAGAGAUAUUUGCUGACAUGGAUAUAUGAGUCGCUUCUACCUCGAUUAGUUAGCAUAUGAAGACUUCUGAUCCUCCCAUGUGUAGUUCUGUAAUAUAAGAUGGUUUCAGAUGCGUAGUUCUGUAUAUCAAAGACCGUUUCAGUGUGGCCUGAGUCGUAGAUAUAGCAUAUGUAUCCGAUCCGUAUCAAUAUAGUAGAUUUAACAUCUGUAUCUUCCUCCUAUGCACAUCGUAGGUUUGGAUUCUGUAUCAUACUCGACUGUUAGGACACACCUCUGGUGUAAUAUUAUCAAAAAACAUAUUUGAAAUUGGUAGAGUAUUGUUACAUUCAUCUGAAAAUGAUGCUUCUUUUCCUCCGUAA
This is a messenger RNA of Glycine soja, 1286 nucleotides long. RefSeq names its product repressor of RNA polymerase III transcription MAF1 homolog. Gene Ontology annotation, biological process: negative regulation of transcription by RNA polymerase III. Gene Ontology annotation, molecular function: RNA polymerase III core binding. NCBI's taxonomy places the organism in Eukaryota, Viridiplantae, Streptophyta, Magnoliopsida, Fabales, Fabaceae. Bases 279 to 956 code for a protein of 225 amino acids. The record is from RefSeq and is a predicted model, not a curated record. Gene Ontology annotation, cellular component: nucleus. The transcript is spliced from 11 exons.